Messenger RNA from Colletotrichum orchidophilum, 1263 nucleotides. Its product is annotated as cytidylyltransferase. Gene Ontology annotation, molecular function: dephospho-CoA kinase activity. Lineage: Eukaryota; Fungi; Ascomycota; Sordariomycetes; Glomerellales; Glomerellaceae. The record is from RefSeq and is a predicted model, not a curated record. The transcript has a single exon. Gene Ontology annotation, biological process: coenzyme A biosynthetic process. Bases 1 to 1263 code for a protein of 420 amino acids.
AUGAGCUCCCAAGGAUACCCGAGCCUGCUCCUCCUCCCGCUCCCACCCCGGCCGCCGUCUCGCGCCUCGCUCAGCGCCGCUUACCGUCCGUCGCUACUAGCAGUUUUGUCCCGGGUCAAGAGCCCAGCUCGAUCUUCCGUCCUCAUCGUGGCCGUCGUGUGUCCUCUCCUUCGCGGGGCAUCACCAAAAACCAAGUCGCUGUCAUGGGCAGCUGCCCAGUCUCUGGUGGCCGGUCUCUACAGUCUCAUCGCUUUGAUUUGCGCCGAAGAGGCCAUUGCCACCGAUGUUAAUGGUGGACCCGGGUCGGUUGACGCGCGCGUUGUCUUGGUAGACCAUGAUGCCAAUCGGAGGUUUGCGCCGGAUUUUGUCGCCGCCGUUGAACCCAACAACACGACGGUUGUGGACCUACCAACCUUCGCCUCGGCAUAUCACCCUUGGAACUUCAUCUUUCAUGUCAACAGCGAGCAAGGCUACCGCACCCUGUCUGCAUAUCUCAAGUUCGCUGAGAAUAGGCAAACGAUCCUGCAGUCGCAACUGGCAGUUGUUGAGGCAGGUUUAAGUAUGAACAUCGAGGGUUCGGGCGAGGACCCCGGGGAAGACACCCCAGGAUACUCCAUCGUGUGUCUAGGAGGCACAUUCGAUCAUUUACACCCGGGCCACAAAUUGCUUCUGACGGCCGCGGCACUUCUCCUCCGGGUGCCGGUCAAAGACUCGACGUCGAGUUGCCGUUUGAUUGUUGGCAUCACCGGAGACCAGCUCUUGGUGAACAAGAAACACGCAGAGCUCGUGCAAUCCUGGGAUGACAGGGCACAAUACACCAUCGAAUUUCUAUCAUCCCUCCUCGAGCUGAACAAAGGCGGGUGGAAGAAGAAGACGAGCCUGGCCGAGACGGUGACGAAACAGCCAGGGCGUGUCGAGGCGACCUUCCGUGGCGGUGCCAUCAUCGUCGAGUGUGUCGAAAUUCAGGACGGCUUUGGCCCAACCGUGACGCAGGAGGAUAUGGACGUGCUAGUAUUUUCGGGGGAGACGCGGUCGGGAGGACAGGCCGUUAACGACAAACGGACGGCCCAGGGAUGGAAGCCACUGGAAACGUUUGAAGUAGAGGUACUGAACGCCAACGAGCCGGAUGAUGGUGAUGAGGCGACCCACAUGGAGAAUUUCGCGUCCAAGAUUAGUAGCACGGCGAUCCGGCAGCAGAAGGCAGAGGCAGCCGCCGCCGCAGCUGCAACAGCAAGGCCAGAUAGCAAAAGCCGGCUAGCCUAG